UCUGCCGUACUUGUGAACGACGACUCAGUCCAUGUCGAGAUUCCGUUUCAAGUUGACGUAGUUUUCCAGCCCUGCACAAACCAAACAGUGGCUCGGGGUUGAUCUGGCAGAGCCUUUCGAGAAGAUCCAAUCACAACUUACUUCGAGUUCGAAGUGACGUUGCGCCGCGAAUGCAAGGAAGAAUUCAGCCCGCGAUCGUUCCGCGAGAGGGAGAGAGAUAGACAGAAAGAGAGCGCAAGGUAAUAGGGAGAGAGAGCGAGUGCGAGGUGAAAUAUAUUAAUUUUGAAAUUAAUUAUAAAAGCUAUCGGCGAACGAUCGGCCGCUUCCAGACUGAGAGUGAGUGCAGUGCAAGUUCCACGAGAGGCGUUAUAUUCCAGGCUCCUGUGUCGGGUUGGCUAACAGGAUAGAAGAGAACACAUAAGGGUCUUUGACGAUUGACGAUUUGUGUCGCGACUUGCGGCAAAGUUAAUUGACCCUUCUGCGCUAAGGUGCUUCGGUGUAGCAAUCCACGGUGAUUAGACGCGGCUGCAAGUGAGAAGUGUGUGAUUUGCUAGGUUUUUUUUUUUGGAGGUGAAAAGUGAAGUGAAAUUGCAAGUGAUUGACAAAUGUCCGCGGCCUGGUAAGGUGAAGAGGCGAAGAAAGAGUUGCGCUUUGGCGACUUUGACUCCGAAGCAAUCGAGCGGUGGCAGCAGUAAAUGGUUCAAUUCGAAUUUCGCGAAGUAAUGGUAUCCAACAUCGAGACUGUAACUAACUGCUAAAUGUGCGCGCCGCGGUCCGCCCCCAUCUCCCAAACAGCGAAAAUCGCGCACAAAACACAGCCAACGGCAACGACAGAAAACAACCGUUCGAGUUGAUGCAUAAUUUUAAAACCGCGAGCUUUUGCGAGCAAUAAAAGAGAAAUAGUUGGAUAAGUGAGUGAUUUUGCUAUAUUUUCUUUUGUACAUUGCGAUUUUUGUCCGUUGCCUCCUCUGUUUUUUUUCUGAACCCUCUUGACGAAAAUCGCGAGACCACCCGCGUUUCUAACGGUGCUUCUUUUUGGCGCAAUCGAAAAUAAUUCAUUUUCAGUAAUCUCUGACGCAAUAUCGAAAAGAUUUUAUUUCGAGAGGAGGAUCGUGAUCCAAAACUGUCCAUAAGAAGAAUCUACGGCAGCUGUUUGUGUUUCCUGCGAAAGGAUCUUUGUCGAUCUAGAUAAGGUGAUUUUCAUCGAUUUCAAGACCUAUAAAUACAAACGAAAUCUACCAUUGUGACAAACAUUCUCAGGCCCAAUCUCGGACGAAUCGGUGGCUCGGAAAUAUCAGCCAGACGCACGAACCGCUCGUUGAGAUGAGGAUUUUGGAUAAGCUUCGGUUGCCGGCGUUAGGAAUAACUGGCGUCCCGACUGGCGCUCUCACGCUGCUGGGGACGAUGCUCCUGUGCACAUCGCUGUCGGUGGUACAAACAGGUCCAGUGAUCCGGUCGCGCCGCAUGAUGCGAGAGAUUUACGGGGAGAUUACGGAUGCCAGUGCACAGAAUGUCACAAACUUCGUCGAUACAUGUCUUUACGAUGGUUCGCAAGUGUCCCGAACGAGUAUCGUCUGCGAGAAAAAGCAUGGUUGCAGAGCGAUCCAGAAGACGGGCGAGUGCUGUCCGGAUUAUCAGUGCGAGUGCCAACGCGAUGGCAAGACCUACGCCAACGGGGAGAAGGUGUUCGAUCCGGAAACACCCUGCCGGGUCUGUUACUGUCAAGGUGGUGAGAUCAGUUGCAGUCAGGUAACAUGCUACAAACGACACGACUGCGAGCCAAAGUUCAUUUCAGGCCGUUGCUGCCCCGAGUAUGACAACUGUCCUCCGCUAGAUAAUAUUUCAGAAAACUCCAAACUCGCGGAAACCGUCUCUCCUAAAGAAGAAUCCAGCGCCGAGUCGAAGGAAACCGGUCUCGACGCGGAAGAUCUGCUCGAAUUUGAUCAACCAAAGGCAAUCCCAGUCUCUAGCAGCAGUGCGGCCCCUAUCAGCACAACAACGACAACAACAACAACCACGGUAACGACCGAGAGUCCCACAUCGGCUAAAAUAGUUAUACCAGCGGCAAGCAACAACCCGCUGGGGAUCAAAAUCAAGGAAAUCACCAAAGGAGAAGAAAUCCGUCUAACCGACAGCCGACCAAAGAUCUCCACCACCACAAGCAUUUCCACGAGCAGCAGUGAGGAAGCUGCUCGUCCUUCCACCGAAUCCUCCGCCUCGCACAGUGAGGAAGCCAACAAUCUUGAACACCUGGAUCUCAACAUCACCGAUGACGGGGAAGAUGGAAUAAAAAAUGUGCGACAUACCGACGAAGAUGCAGGUGCUAGUGGAAGUGCCGAGGUGAGAUCAACCGCGGCGCCACCCGCGUCGGAAGAAGUGGAAGUCUCUUCCGAAGCUAGCACCCAAACGAUCCGAAUUCUCUCAGCCUCGUCGACGGCAAUGCCAGACGACGCGUCCGAUGAAGUGACCAAGAAAGACAAGCCACUGCCGGCGGUGGUACAGAUCGGGGACAAACUGGUAAUCGUGGAUCACAACCAGCCCAAACCGAUCACGGUGAUUCAGGUGGAAGAAGUCGAAGGACUGCAGCGGGGUGAGGAUGAUAUUUCCUACGACCAGGAGAUGUACACGGAUCGGGCGCCCGACAGCAGGGACACUCCGAAGCACAUGAAGCUGGACAGUGGCGAAGGGGAGAUGUUAUCGACGCAGGCGGACUCGAGUGCGGCUUACGAAACGAUUUAUCGCGGUGGUGGGUCCGCGGACAACGGAGCAUAUGAAACCGUUUACCGGGGUGGUUCGACGGAACACAUGGCGGCCUUUGAGACCGUCUAUCGAGGGGGUUCUACGGAUAACGUGGCUUCGGAAGAGGCCUUCGAGACGCAGCAUUACACCGAAGCACCGAAGGAAGUGCAGGAACGACACGAAAUGCAAGCGGAUCAGAUGUCGGCUAGCAGUGAGGAGUUUAUUCAGAUUGCAUCUUCAUCCGAACAGUCGGUCCGAUUGGUUGAGGAACAUACCACAGUGAAUUCGUUGGUGACUAGUGGGGAAGAGGGAAGCACAACGGCCGAUUUCCACAUGUCCGCUGCUGCAAGCUCGGAAGCGUCGGGAGAUGAGGUUUUCGAUACCCAUUUCUAUACCGAGGGACCAGGAGGAUCAUCCGAAACGACUGAUGUGGUGACAAAUGCUCUCAGUGAAAGCCAGGAGCCGUCGAAACCCGGCAAGGAUAUGUCCGGAGACGAUAUGACGACCCACAGUAAACCCUACAUCGAGGAUGACGAGCACGAUCUCAUUCAGCCAGGAUUUCAACCCAUCCCAGAGGACUUUAGUCUUCCUCUGCAGGAUCAACCGACGAUGAUGGAUAUGGCAGAUGAGCUGGAUCAGCACAGUUCCUCGAUGAAGAGCGAGAGAAGAGAUGAUGGUGGUGAAGCCUCGAAGAUCCUGUCCGAAGUGCUGGAGUACCGUAAAAACAAAACAACGACAACCACUGAAGCUAGUACCAGUGAGGUUGACACGGCGGCUACCAACUCGCCAGCUUGGUUGAAAGAACCACUCAAACCAGAGCUGAGAUCUCCGGGCGAACCUCUUCUGAUUCCGGAGUGGGAGCGUCGUCACAACAGAACGGGCAACAGCUCAUCGUUCGAGGAGGAAUCCAGUGGGGCAGGAGAGUUUCACAUACUGAAGAUGAAUUCGGAGGAGUACAUCGAUAGAUCGGAAGGGAGUGAGCUGAGUUCCUCGACGCGGAAGGAAUCGGAGGAGACCACACUGACCCCAUCCAAGAUUCUGCAGCAAGACAUUGACUCACCCGAUAGUGGGUCCAGCCUCGAGUCGGAUAGCAUCAAGCACAAUCCGAAGAACGACGUGGAGAGUGUCAAAUACGACGAGAACGAAAACAGCGCAGUGGAAGAUGUGCUCCCCAAACAGGUCCAGUCCAGUAUUUGAGAGUUCUCCCAAGUUGGUGCGUAAAUGUAGGACAAUUCAAUCAAUUGAACUAUUUUAACGGAUGCAAAAAUAGAAUGUAGCUAAACGAAUUUACUGAACGAGUAUUUAGCAAAAAAAAAAUCUCGCCCUUUUCGCAAUGUCUCGGCAUUGCGAACGGCGGAGAAUAAGGUGCCAGUUAAUAGAAGAAAACCUUUUCUCUCUUUCUCCUUGAUUUAGAUCGUAAGAAUUAUUUAUUGUCGCUUCCUGCUUCCUCUGGUGGAAGCAUGGAAACACCUCUAUUAUCAGCGUGAGAAAUGAUUCCAAAACAUUACGCUUCAGACAGUUAAUUUCAGUGCCAUUAUACUCGAACCCGUUGCGACAAUUGGCCACACCCCCUUUUUCCAAAUAAAAAACAAAACACCAACAGCCUGAGGUUCGUCUCCUGUCCAAGUCUCUGAGACAAGUGCAAUCAACUGAAAUACGCAAUUAUCGUUUUCACCUUUCCGACCGAGUCAAAAAAUAUUCGGAUUGGAACCGUGAAAAGACCCCUGCUGAAUAAUAAUUAUAAUACGUAACUAGUCAAACGGGACUCUUGUUAUGACCGCUGGGGACUUGACGAUGGGAAAGUGACGAACCCAGCAAAAAAAAGCUCCACAAACACUCACACAUUUGUACAAAUCCGUUUCUGAAAUAGUAAACGUGAUAGUAAACGCACCGAAACACAUGGCACAAAAACAGGAAUCAGAAGCGAACCCACUUAUCAGUUGUACUCCCACUCUUUUCCUCUCCCUUCCUUAUUUAGUGUUGUUGAUAUGUUCAACUCGAAAGUAUAGUCGUUGUUGUAAGUUAUUUAUUACAAGCGAAUGUUUGGCCUUCUCAAAUUUGCAAAAACAAAAACCAAAAUUAUGUCACGUGCACGCGUUCAUCGAUUACUCUGGAGAGACAUGUGAUAGCUCUACCUGUUCACUAGAAGAAGAAAAAAAAACAACAAAACGAUAAAACAACACGGAACACACAUUUAUUAAGUUUGUUAGCUCAAGUUAACUCGCCCCCAAAAGCAUCAGUAGUAAGCACCCUCUAUCCACGGCUAGAGGCAUUCAAGUGUAAACGAACGUAAAAUAAAAAACAUAGUUUGAGUUUAAGACUGUUAUAAAAAUAGUUGAAGGUGAAAAUCACUAUUUAUUGAUUAUUUAUAAUCGCUGCUAAGGGUGAUUCCCGAGAGAACUCGGAUUCCACCCGUCCGCUCGCUCUCUACGUUAAUUCCAAAACGAAAAGGCAGUCCCCCCGUUUCAACUAUCAAACUCAUCAGCCCCGGGGAGGCGCCACUCUGCCUCCCCUAGGCUAUGAUGAGCUAGGCAUUCUUUUUUCAAAUUUUUAUCAUUACUUUUAUCAAUAUUAUUAUUAUUAUUUUCGUCGUAGGAUAAGCAAACCUAGGUCGUAGCGAUGUUAGAGCGGAAGUUAACUGAAAGAAAGAGUCAUACUUAUAAAUUGAAUAUAAACUAAAGUUAAUCAUCCAUCUUUCUUUAAACUAUUGGAACUAUUCAAUACUGUUUACUAGAUGUGAGGAAUCCUUUCCGCUAGUGCGGGGGAGGUUUGUGUUCCCCUCCCGAAGGAAUUAUUAGAGUUAAAAUAUGUAAAAUAAACUAAUUACAAAUAAA
Toxorhynchites rutilus septentrionalis is the source of this 5573-nucleotide messenger RNA. RefSeq lists its product as uncharacterized. The record is from RefSeq and is a predicted model, not a curated record. The transcript has 8 exons. The coding region runs from base 1324 to 3936 and encodes 870 amino acids. Lineage: Eukaryota; Metazoa; Arthropoda; Insecta; Diptera; Culicidae. Gene Ontology annotation, molecular function: protein binding.